AUGGUUUUCUGUAUAAGCGAAAACCUAAGCAGAAAACUUCAACCGAAACAUCAAAUAACGGCAAUUACUGUACUCUACAUUGAAGCAAGUCAAAUUAAAGAUAAUGAAGUAGAAAAAUGGGUUAAUCAAAUACGCAAGAAAUCCGCUAUUCAUACAAUUAGUCUGACAGCUGAUAAUAAUCUUGAUGAGAACGUAGCAGCAAAAAUAACUGAUGCAAUACAUUCAAAUUCUAAUAUUCGAACAGUUAUUCUUGCUGUAAGAAACCUUGGAGACAAGACAACAGAGCAAUUAGCUUACAUGAUACGCGAUAAAUACGAUAUUCAUACACUUAAUCUUAUUGUUGACAAUCUUGACGAUAAGACAGUAGGAAAACUCGUUGAUCCCGUACGCUGGCAUUCUAAAAUUAAAAACAUUAGUCUUACUACAAGAAAUAUUGGAGAGAAUGCAACAGCAAAAAUAGUUGAUCUGAUACGCUGGAAUACCAAUAUUGAUGCAAUCAAUCUUGCUGUUGACAACCUUGGAGAGAAGACAGUAGCAAAUUUAGCCGAUGCAAUACGUUGGAAAUCGAACAUUAAGAACAUUAGUCUUAAUUUAAAAAAUCUUGGAGAGAGUGCAACAGUAAAAUUAGCUGAUGCCAUACGCUGGAAUACCGAUAUUCAUGCAAUCGAUCUUGGUAUUGACAAUCUUACAGAGAAUGCAGUGGCAAAAUUAGUUGACGCAGUACGUUGGAAUUCGAAUAUUCAUAAUUUUAGUUUUAAUCUAAGUAACCUUGGAGAUAGUGCAACGAAUAAAGUAGCUGAUUUAUUAAAAUGGAAUUUCAAAGCGGAUACAAUUAAACUUGGUAUUGAUAAUCUUGGCGAGAAAGCAGUAGCAAAAUUAGGUGAUUUCAUACGCUGGAAUUCGAAAAUUAUAAACAUAAGUCUCGCCCUAAGAAAUCUUGGAGACAGUGCAGUAGCAAAAUUAGCUGACGUGAUACGCUGGAAAUCCGAAACCAAUAGGAUUUAUCUUGGUAUUGACAAUCUUGGAGAGAAGGCAGUGGCUAAAUUAAUUGACGCAAUACGUGGAAAUUCGAAUAUUAAGAAUGUUAGUUUUUCUAUACGUAAUGUUGGAGACAGUGCAGCAGCAAAAAUAGCUGAUAUUUUACGCUGGGAUUCCAAAAUAAAUACAAUUAAUCUUGAUGUUGACAGUCUUGGAGAGAAUGGAAUGGCAAAAUUAGGUGAUGCAAUACGGUACAGUUCGAAUAUGCAUACAGUUAAUCUUGCUGUUGAAAAUUUUGGAAAUAAGGGAGUAGCAAAAUUAGUUGAUACAAUACGCUACAAUUCUAAUUUAAAAACAUUCAAUAUCAAUGGGAAUCAAGUGAAAAUAAAUUGA
Messenger RNA from Adineta steineri, 1371 nucleotides. The record is from the annotation of a GenBank genome assembly. Lineage: Eukaryota; Metazoa; Rotifera; Eurotatoria; Adinetida; Adinetidae.